UGCGAUCGGUGCCGCGAUAUCGAGUCUUGUUUUAUUUCUUAGUGGUAUUUGUCGUGCGCGUUAGGAUAAUAAUCGAGAUGGAGGUGAUGGACCUGAGCGUCAAAAAUAAACCGCUGGUGUCGACCAGUUCCUUUCGUCCGUAUGAAGCUAAAAUGGAACCAUUUUACGGAAUGGUCAACCACCACGCUCUCCAAACCCCUUUAGUACUACCACCAACGUUCAGUCAUCACCCUGGAGAUUUCAUAAGGGUACCCAAUCUACAACCACACAGUGCACUUUCGACCAUCGUGCCUAACCAUCAACGCUACAGCUCAGAAACGGAAUCGGACAACAUUUCCACCCAUUCGAGUUCACAUGACGAAUCCGACCUGCCCGAUUCUUCUUCAAGACUUCCGGAUAUUAAUUCGAACAGUCUAUGCGCCAAUCCAUACGGCAGAAGCGUCAGCAGACCUUUCAAAAGCAUUAACCCCUUAGCCAUGUCUUUAGGAACGUUCAGGAUGGACAAGGAUUCGAUGGCGGCUUACGAGGAGUUCCGUCAGAAGAUGUUGUCCCAAGUGCAAGGCGCGACCGGGAACGAAAUAAACAAAAAUAUGAGAAGGACCAUUCAGGCUUCGAAUCCGCAAAGUUCGGAUCCGAGUUAUUUAGAAAAGAGAAAAAAGAAUAACGAAGCUGCAAAGAGGUCUCGUGACGCGCGUAGAGCAAAGGAAGACGAGAUCGCAAUCAGGUGUGCAUUCCUCGAGCAGGAAAACGUUAAGCUCAAGCUGCAAUUGGCCACCAUCGAGCGACAAAAGAAAGCACUGCUGGAGAUGACCGGCAGACGAUGAACAAGAUGGCAUCGUCUAUUGUGUUUUAAAAGUGUGAUUUCGAUUCUUGUCAUUAGUUUAGUUUACGUGUAAAUAAUAGACAGAGGGACGCCAUGUUUAAUAUAGCAGACAUUUUUGGUAGUUUGUUUACUUACUUCCCUGGCAAGGUCGGGUGACUGUAGUUAAUUGUAAUCUCCCACAAAACCAAACUCAAUAUCUUUUAUUAUUAAAUUAAACCCUAUAUGAUAUUAAAUACUUUAGUCUCCUGAAAUGUCCUUUUUAAAAAUUAAAGUUUUUCGAUUUAUUUUUAUCGCAUAUUAGGGGAAAAUUUAUAUUUUAACAUAAUAUAUC
Messenger RNA from Cylas formicarius (sweet potato weevil), 1154 nucleotides. RefSeq lists its product as uncharacterized. The record is from RefSeq and is a predicted model, not a curated record. Gene Ontology annotation, biological process: regulation of transcription by RNA polymerase II. NCBI's taxonomy places the organism in Eukaryota, Metazoa, Arthropoda, Insecta, Coleoptera, Brentidae. Bases 78 to 824 code for a protein of 248 amino acids. Gene Ontology annotation, cellular component: nucleus. The transcript has 2 exons. Gene Ontology annotation, molecular function: RNA polymerase II cis-regulatory region sequence-specific DNA binding; DNA-binding transcription factor activity, RNA polymerase II-specific.